GUUACAAUACGGCAGUGAGUCGGCCUGGUUGCGAUUCCCACAAUUGCUCCGCGUGUGUCUCCCCAAUUGCGAGUAUAUAUCCUGAUUCGCGUCCAAGGAUAAUCGCCAGAAAGACAACUGUUUUGCCAAAAGGAAUCGGGAUUUAAGUAGCAUCCUGUCGCAAUGAGAACCCUGCCAUUUUUGUUGGCGUUGACGCUGUUGGUCAUUGGAGCCAUAGCCACAGCCUCAUCCUCUAGCAGCACCAGCACCACAACCUCGGUGAAGCCAAAAACAGAGACCAAGUCAGAGAAGCCCACCAAGCAGCCUUCGGCAUCGGCAUCGCCAUCGUCCAAGGCCACAACCACCACCUCCACCACCUCCACCACCCGCCAAUCGAAAGCCUUGAAGCCGGGCGACAAUCGUGGCAAGAGAACGCUCUAUGACUUUGGAAAUGCCGGCUAUCUGUAUCCGGAAGUGGCUUCUCGGAGAGCGGGCUAUGUGGACAACACCGCAAGCUAUUAUCCCCAGACUGGCUACUACAAUGGCCAAAAUGCAAUUGCUCAAUAUCCAGGCAACUUUGGACCCGCCUAUGCUCAAUAUCCCCAGUAUCUGGAGGCUCCCGAGCCCAUCAUCGAGAUCAUCAUCAAGGAUGCCAAUGAGACCUUGGCCGAAGAACCACCUCAGCCAAUUGUGACCAAGAAAAAGAAGAAGAAGGAGAAGGUGCACGUGUUCUAUGUGAACUACAAGAAGGAUCAGAACAACAAGUUACAUCUAGAGUCCCCCAUUGCCUCCCUGAACAACGAUGAUAAUGAAGAGGAAGAAGAAGAGGAAGAGGUCAUCGAGUAUCCAGUAACACCCCUGCCCCCUGUAAAGUCAACCACUCUCCGUACAAUUAUCCAUCCGGACUCUGAGAAAUAUCACAGCAACUCCGGCAUUCAUGUGUCCUUUGGAGCUGAGAACAAACACCAGACUGGACACAUUCUGGAGGAGCACGAUGCCGAGAGCAUUCAGCGUCAGGUGGUGGCUCUACCGCCUUCGGUGUCCGCCAAAACAGAGGGAGGAUACAUCAGUAAUACCCGAGCGGAUUAUGGACGAGAGAACAAUUUUGGCAGGGGACCAGGACCGGUUUCCAAUCUCCUUUUCGGCAGCAACUAUCAACAGUCUGGCAUUAACUACCAGCAGCAACAGCAACAACUUCCCACACAGCACAGCAACAACUACUUUAGGCCACCAGCGGCUCUGGUGGGUCCUCCUCCCAGCUAUCCCAAGCCAGCACCUCAGCAACAGGCCCAGCAGCAACAUCGUCCCAGCAUCACUCAGCAGCAACUGCCCUCCACUUCCUCACAGACCAUUUUCAAUAAGUUGGUGCAACAGUCGCAGUACUACAUCAACCACAAUCAGCAGUACCCGCAACAGCAGCAGCAUCACCAGCAGCAGCAGCAGCAACAACAUCAGCAGCACCAGCAACAGAUACCGCAGCAACAUCUACAACAGGCACCACAGCAACAGCCACUGCAGCAACAGCAAUAUCAAAAGCCUCCACACAAGCAGGUCCAGGUGCCAUUCUUUCCCACAAUUCCCCCAAAAACCGUGACUCCUGCGCCUUAUCAGCCCGUCAAAUUCCGUCCUACACCAGCACCUGUAUCCCAAGUGAAACCUCUUCCUCUGCCCGUUAAGCUGGACAAUUCAAACUACCAACAGCAGCAGCAACAACAACACUAUCAGCCACAGCAGCAACAGAAGUUGCCGCUGCAGCAGCAAUCUUUCCAGUUCGUGCGUCAGCCUCAAUUCGUGCAACAGCCACAGUUUGUGGUGCGAUCUCCCACUCCACCGCCAGAAUAUUACACUCAGCAGAAGCAGCAGACACAGCAGCAACAUGUCCAGCACCAACAUGUACAGCAGCAACAUAUUCAGCAGCAGCAACACACCCAGCAGCAACAAUCCCAGCAGCAACACUCCCAGCAGCAACAUCUCCAAAGCGGACUUAACUACUUUGACAUUAAGCCUUCCAAGGAGACGGAGUUGCUGAAGUCCAUUCCUAAGUUCGAGCAGCACAUCACCGAGACUGUCCAGAAUCCCAUUGCUCAAUCGCAACAGCCACAGCAGCAAUAUCAGCAGCAAUUUGCCUAUAGCAGCACGCGGAAUGAGGUGAUCCAUGAUGUUCCUGCUCCCAAUUUGGGACCCACAGCUCAGCAACCCAUCUCUGGUCACUACAUCACGGCGGGCUCAUCGAACUCUCAACUUUCUCAGCAGCAAUCUCACUUCUCCACCUUUCCUAGUAUAGCUCCAUCACAGCCUCCCGUUUACGCUGAGUCCACUCAUGGCCAGAAAGUCAUGGUGGUGACCCCAGUGCCCCCAUCCUCCAACUAUGUGACCUAUAGCCAAUACUCCCAGGCUGCCAACGAGCCGGUUGUCCAUGUCAAUGCCCAAUCCGCUGCUCUGCAGGCUCAGGCCAGCACCAACUUUGCCCAACAGCCCAGGCAGCCAGCUUCCUCGCUGAUCAGUGCCCCAUCUACGGAUAACUCUCCCUUCAGUGUGUCCACCUUCCACUCGGAUGUGUUCAAGGAGCUGGAACAGCGCAACCAGAAGAAGGAUAAGCAGACGCCACAACUGGUGCAGCAACAGGCUACCAAGAUUGCUGCAGCUCCAGCUCCGGUUCCAGUUCCUGCUCCCGCUCCCACUUCCACUCCUGCAACUUUGCCCAAUGGCAAGGCCUCGCAGACCCUUCUCCAACUGCCCGACGAAGUGCCUGAUGAUCUUCGCCAGCAGCUCUUCUCCUCUGGAAUCUUGAACAAUGCCGAUAUCUCCAUCUUAGACUACGACAAGCAGGGAGAUAUCGCACUGGAGAAUCUGCCCGCUGAGCAUCUGCAGCAUUUCUACGGAGCUGGUGGUGGUGCCCAGAUUGCCGAGACUAAGAAGGUUUUAACCGUGGUCAAGCCCAAUGGCGAUAAGGUGGCUCUCAGUGAGAAGCAACUGGACCGCGUCAAGCAGAGUAACUCCCUGCCCCAGAAACAGGAUCUCGAUGUGAAGGUGGUGCGCUAUGAUGCUGCUCAAGGUCAAAGUGUGAGCGAUAAGUACGUGCGCACCGAUGCCACCGUCGUGACGCCAGUGGACUUGGCUGAACGCCAGCAGUACAACCGGUACCUCCCCUUGAAAAUCAACGGAGCGCAGUUCCCGAUCCCCGACAGUGAGGAGCUGGUGGGCAAGCGAAUUGUCAGCGUGGUGGUCCUGGCUCCCGUGGAGGCUCAGAACCAAGCACAGGGAAGUAGUGAGGCUCGUAGUGCCGAUGGCAAGGAGGUCAAGUUCCUGGGCGGUGAGCUCAUCAAGACGCUUGUGAAGAAACCCACUAAGGAUAAUUUUAAGCGCUGGCUGGAGAAGGAGGCGCGAACGGACUUGGAACUGCAGUCCGUCGUCUUGCUGGUGGCCAAAUCCACCGAUGCAUCUGCGGAACAAGAGAUUUUCAUGUACGACAUUGCAACGGGCAGCAUUAACCGCCUGAAUGGAGAGCUCUCCAGCACGUUUGUCAACGUGGCCGAGGAGAAUGCCAGCAGCGAGGAUCUGGAGCACGCCGCCACCUUGGACCCCAGUUCGCUGGAGUCCAUGAUGCAUCUGCGCCGCAGAUAGACAUCGCGAUCGAGUCGAGUCGCCGCAGUCCACAACAAAUGCCAUUUAGCUACUCAACUAGACAUGAUCAUCGUGCGCCCCUGAACAACCCCUCUUGACUUUUACUCCCCCCUUAGUUUUUUUUUCUACACUUUCCUUACUCUCUUUCCUCAGGUUGCACAUUUUCCACUCAAAAAAAAGAAACUCGUUUCAUAAAUCACGGCAUUGCAUCCAAUCCUCUUGUAGUAUUUCCAUUUUGUAAAUAUUCUAUGCUGAUG
Molecule: messenger RNA, 3860 nt
Organism: Drosophila eugracilis
Lineage: Eukaryota; Metazoa; Arthropoda; Insecta; Diptera; Drosophilidae
Product: putative mediator of RNA polymerase II transcription subunit 26
Exons: 5
Coding region: 163-3603 (1146 amino acids)
Source: RefSeq, a predicted model, not a curated record